This is a messenger RNA of Zootermopsis nevadensis, 4878 nucleotides long. NCBI's taxonomy places the organism in Eukaryota, Metazoa, Arthropoda, Insecta, Blattodea, Termopsidae. The record is from RefSeq and is a predicted model, not a curated record.
UUUCAGAAUCUGUAGCUGCUGGUAUAAGCGACAUUUUGAUUUGACGCAAAAUGUACGUGACCGCGGCCUUCUGCUGUUACACAUGCAGCCAGUCAGCUGUGACUGAUUACAUUCAUGAGGAAUUUCACCGGCAGAUGGCAGCACGUUCUAGCCACUCAUUGAUUUUCAUCGACGUAAAAAGAAAAAAGCUGUCGAUGUUGUACGUCGUUACAGGCAUCAUACGUAAAUGAAACCACGUCAUUAAUAACCCCCCCCCCAAGGGUACAUUUGCCCUUUUCUGUUGUUUUUCGCGUGACUGCCGUAAUUUUUGCAGAAAGUAAUCACUCUGUGCGCGUCUGUAAGUCGAUAAACCCUCGAAGCUUCUUUACCGGCUAUUUGAUUUCAAAUGUUGGCAGUGCGUUGCAUUUUACAAUUUAAGCUUUCUACCUUUAUUUUAUGGUCUUCCUAAUGGUCUUUUUCUACGCACAUAUCAGCGUGUUUUAGGGCUUACACGAUUUUCAGCUUCGCUGAAUUAAAUUCUCAAACCACAAACAUCCGUAGCAUCAUCAGUGGAUGUUCUUACAGAUGACCAGGGCUGCUCGGAAUGCCGGGAAGGCACAUCGCGGGGGGAGCGGCGGGCAGCGGGGGCGGAGGGUCUUACUCGGAGUCUGCGGCUCUGGUGCGCAGCACUGAAGGCAUGUCGUACACAGAGGAGGGCCGCCAGCAGGGUGGAGGUGGCAGCCCGCACGACGGAGGCGAAGACGAGCUCAUGGACAGCGUCGAUUCCGAGGUCUCGGUCUUGGCGCAGUUUCACGAAGACGCCAUCAGACAGGCCGGGUUCGGGUACUCCCAGUGGACGCUGAUGUUUGCGUCAGGACUGGGGCUCGCGGCUGACACGGUUGAGCUAUUCGUUCUACCCUACAUCCUGCCCAGCGCGGAGUUUGAACUCUGCAUUAACGCGUCUCAAAAGACCUGGCUCAGUGGCAUCACGUUCCUGGGCAUGAUGGUCGGAGGGGUAGUGUGGGGUAACUUGUCUGAUCGCAUGGGACGUCGCAGAACUCUGAUGUCGGCCCUCGGCGUCAACGCGGUAUUCAGUGUAAUCUCGGCGUUCAUGCCAACCUACGGCACUUUCAUGACGGCUCGCUUCUGCUCUGCCGUCGGUGUCGGCGGUUCACUGCCCAUCGUCUUCGCGUAUUACAGCGAGUUUUUGUGCAAGGCAGAUCGAAGCAAGUACCUCAGCCGACUCGUCGUCUUCUGGCCACUUGGCGGAGUUUUGGUCGCCCUGACCGCCUGGGCUAUACUGCCACGCACAGGUAUUGGCGUAGUCAUCGAUAACAAAGAACACUUCAGUGCGUGGCAUCAGCUGCUCCUCCUGUGCUCGCUGCCCUCUCUAGUCGCCAUCAUUGGACUCGUGUUCCUUCCCGAGUCACCCAGAUACUUGCUGGAGGCAGGAAGGGAGGUUGAAGCCAUGAUGGUGUACCAGAGAAUCUACAAGACCAACAACAUGCACAAUCCUGCAGCGCAUGCGCAGUACCAGUUAUCAGAGUUGGAGCUGCCCAGCAAGCGGCCUUCCGGUCGGGGUUUGUCAUCGCCGCCACCACCGGGCAAGUCUGUGUUAGCUGACAUGAUCUACAGCAUCGAAAUGUUCUGGAACUCAUUCCUGCAACUGUUUGUGCAGCCGCAUCUGCAAGUCACUCUCCUAUUCAUCGUCCUUUGGUUCACAGCCUCAUUUGGGUAUUACGGUCUGACGACGUGGUUCCCAGAGUAUAUGCAGCUGCUUAAGACCCGGGAAUACGAAUCUCGGACCAGUCUCAUCUCCAAUGCGACGUACGACGGCAGCGCCUUCAACACGUCCGUCGAAAACAUCCGCUGGGUAGACAGUUUCUUCAAGAACUGCUCCUUCCAUCACAUGACGUUCAGCCACGUCAACUUCGACAACUGCACGAUUGAGGACGUUCGCUUCGAGAUCAUCAAGACCAGUCGCACUUACUUCAGGAACUCCAUCAUCAAGGACUCCCGGUUUGUGGACACGGACCUUACUGACCAGCACUUCGAGAACUGUUUGAUAACCAACGUCACCGUUCUGAGUCUCUCUGCCGGAUGUCCGUUGGACUUCGAUUACAACAUCUACCUGGAAGAAGUGUUCCACGAACACCUGGUGGGGCAGAUCGCCAUCCUGCCAGGCGCCUUGUUAUCAGCACUUGCCAUCGGCAAGCUAGGACGUGUUAAGAUAAUUGGUCUGUCGAUGUUCCUGUCAAGUGUACACGCGUUGUGCAUCUGGUUCUUGUCUUCAAGCACGGCGAUGGAAAUUCACGAAGCCGUCUUCAACUUCAUCUUCAUGUCGGGGUGGAACGCAAUGAACAUAGCCACAAUCGAGUCUUACCCCACACAUCUCAGAACGACCGGAUAUGGGUUCGUGAGUGCUACAUGUCGGCUAGGCGGCAUGCUCGGAGCUAUUACGUUCAGCAACUUGGUGACCGCGAGCCGUGCGGCCCCCAUGUUGACAGCCGCUGCUGUUCUGCUCGUGGGAGGAAUUGUAUCCGUAAAGCUGCCCGAGACGAACUCGGUACUGCUUUAGGUAUCACCAGCAAAACUGCUGGUUGAAAUCGCACCAUGGUAAUGAGGAAUGCGUCUCAUGCUCAAAUCCAGUUAAGAGAAAGUUGCCUUGUGUCGGAUAUGCGUUGCGAUGCAAGAACGUGCGACCAACUGCUCAAGAAUUCGAUUAUUGCAUAUGAAAUGCUUAAUUUUUUCUCAAUCAGUGACGUCAGUUCACGACAGAUGACGUCACACGUGACUCGCGAGUUGGUGCUACUGUUCGUGGCUUGGGAUUGAAAGUUUCUGAAGGUGUAAUGUUACUUGCACAGUAACAAUUACUUCGCAGUGAACAAUAUCAUUACUGACAGACAAAUAACACGACUGGAAAGAGAAAAUGAUAACCCAUUUUUACACAGAUUAACUUUCGCAGAGAAAUAGUGCAAAUCAUAUAAAUUUCGAUGAAAAACAUAGGAAUACUUGUACAGGAGCGGAAGAUAAAAGCAUAUUUAGGUUAGGUUAGGUUAGGUUUUGCAACAACAAACAUCGUUUUCAUUUCGUAUCAGAUUCAUAAAUUAUCUCAGGUACGAUUAUAUCACCUUACAAAAAGAUGCAUAUUUUGACCGCGCACGGCGUAUAUCAACUUUCUAUGGUGUCUAUGAACAUAAUAUUCACAUCGCCUCUGAUUAAAGCAAAUGAAGAACUGUGCUAUAGAAUACGCCACAUCCCAACGGUAGUAUUUUUUUUAAAGCGACUUCAUUUAUUCUUCAUGCUACUUAAAUUAGUGGAUUUAUUACCGAGAAGUUAAUCAGCAGGCCACAAGAUAGCACGCAUGAACAAAAUAUAAUAUUUAGAUGCUAAAUGAAUGGUUGUGUGCCUGUAAUUAAAGUAAUACAUAAGUCUAGAUCUGCCAUUGUGUGACGUAAUAUAAUUAAUCAUUGGAAGAAUGUUGAUAAAUCACACAUAGGGCUUACAUUUGUGGAAAAGAUGAUACACGUAACUUCGUAAUAUGUACGUAAAUUUUACGAGCAAUAUGACAUUUUCAGUACGGCAUUUAAUAGUGUUUUGUUUUGAGUCUCUGCUGGGUAACAUAUCACGAGAAAUGCGAUCAAAUCUGCUUCUACAUUUCUCAUUAUUUGAUCAUAAACAGCGAUGUGUUGUUUAUUCGUCCACAGAAUGCCCCAGAUUCUUUUAAAAAGGACUAUAAAAAUUUCUCAAAUGGGGAAAAGAUAUCAGUAAUAAAAUGUUAUUAUCCAUAAUCUGUAAUAACAUAAUCCUCCUCACUCUGCGAGCUUAUAGCUUAGCUCUGUAUGUACGGAGUACAAAAAUAAAAAUGACCAAAACAUAGACAUUCGAAUAAAACAUAUCCCACGACAGAAUACUUUUAACACAACGUACAAAUAAGUCGUUCACAAUAUUGAAAUUGUCUGCUGUCAAUUAACGAAUAUUUUAAAGAUCGCUGUCAAUUUUAAAAAUGAAUGCCCUGAACAAUAAUUCAUGUGUCAAGGACAACAUUAUAAACCAGACAUUUUUUACACUCGGCACGCCUUAAUUUUUUUCAGACAAACGAUGGCACACCACGAAACGUCUUCUAAACAUGUGUGACUAUAAAUAUUCAUCUGCAUACAGAACCUGGUCCUGUAAGAAUGCAGACACGUGAGAUGAAAUCAUAGCACAUGUUGAAGAAAACUAUCGAUGAUGAAUCUAUGCGUGUGUUAGAAAUUCUAAUUACAAAAGUAAAGAUGCCUCUUUCUAAACUAAAACGUUUGAAAGUGCAAUUUCCAACAAAAUUCUUUGCCCGCUAAUUGGGGGAACAUUAAAGCAGAUAAAAUAUGCACAUUAGGCAAUAAGCAAGUAAUAAUUUGUACAUCUGGAUUGAGAAACAACCGAGUGGAGAGUGUUAAACAGUUGAAAUGUUAAAAAUUGUGUGGAAAACAGGACGUUUGAUAUCGACACCAUAAGAUUUAUUAGACGCAGAGAGAUAUAUUCUGCAAUACGUGUUCUUAUAUAAAAAUAUAAAAGUUAAAAAUGAAAAGCUUCAAAUCAUCCUCAAUAAUGACAUAUUCAUUUCAAAGUAACUUCAUUUUUCUUCCACCAUCGCGUGUUUCCGAAAGCAUAGAAAUAAAGUUAUUUUAUUUCCUUUGUAUUGUUAAGUAAUUAGCCUAAUUAACCUGAUUAAAAUAUUCGCACUGGCUCUGUUUUCAUGGUAACGUAAAAUACCUGAAUAUAAAUCAUACAAAGAUAUUUAGCAGAUACGUAAAUAUGUAUUUUAGAAUUAUUUUAGUCACUGUAUUUUAUGCGAUAUUGAUUUUGUAAUGCAUAUAGGUAUCAAUUAAAAACAAUAAAUGACUUUAGUUUAGAUCUUAA